AACAAGUUACUGCUUCAUCGUUCACGGCAGGCUGCCCUACAUUGCUAGUUGCUCCAGUACGUCUCCUUCCAAAACCAACCGCCUUCUCUGGUUGUGAAGCCUGAAGAGACCAGAGUUGAGCAUCCCCACCUCUCUCUCUCUCUCUCUCUCUCAAGGCCAUGGAUAAAGAAACCCUAGCCGCUCCAUCGUCUUCAUCAUCUUCUUCUUCGACAGCUUCAAUGAGUAACACAACUCUUCCACCACAAGAAGACGCUUGGGUUGAAACUUACCGGAAAUUGCUUCCUCAUUGGAAAUCCCUCUCUCACUCUCACCAGUCAGCAAUCCCAAUUUCAAUCUCGAGAGUAAAUCAAGUCGAUGCAGCAAGACUGGACGUUGAAAUGUCGGCCAUGUUGAAAGAGCAACUGGUUAAGGUGUUCUCUUUGAUGAAGCCAGGAAUGUUAUUUCAAUACGAAGCGGAGCUUGAUGCUUUCCUUGAGUUUCUUAUUUGGCGAUUUUCAAUUUGGGUAGAUAAACCUACUCCUGGUAUUGCUCUUAUGAAUUUGAGGUACAGAGAUGAUCGCGCAAUGGAAACAAGAGGAAAAGUCAGAACAGGUUUGGAAGGACCAGGACUGACCGUGGCUCAAAAGAUUUGGUAUUGUGUUGCCGCUGUUGGUGGUCAAUACGUAUGGGCACGCUUACAGUCAUUCUCUGCUUUUCGUAGAUGGGGUGAUUCUGAGCAGAGGACAUUCGCACGGCGUGCAUGGAUGGUGAUACAACGUAUAGAAGGAUUAUAUAAAGCUGCCUCAUUUGGCAACCUACUCAUAUUUCUUUUUACCGGAAGAUACAGGAAUCUUAUUGAACGAGCUUUGAGAGCUAGGCUUGUCUAUGGGAGUCCUAAUAUGAACCGAUCUGUUAGCUUUGAGUACAUGAACCGCCAAUUAGUGUGGAAUGAAUUCUCGGAGAUGUUGUUGCUGCUUCUUCCUCUUCUUAAUUCAUCAUCCGUAAGAAAAUUUCUUCACCCUGCGGAUAAAUCUUCAAGUUCCACAGAGGAUGACACUACUUGCCCCAUUUGUCUGGCUAGUCCAACCAUUCCGUUUCUUGCUGUCCCUUGUCGACACAGAUACUGUUAUUAUUGCCUUAGGACGCGGUGCGCUGCAGUUCCUUUAUUCAGAUGUUCCAGGUGCAGUGAGCCCGUCACAGCUAUGCAGCAGCAAGGCGGGGCGAACAAUUUAAUCCCCAAAAAAUGAUUAUUACAUAGGGAGAAUGAAAAUAUAUUAAUAAAUAAUUAUUAUAUCAAUAGAGGAAUGUAUAAAUUAAUGCUGCUUUGAAAUAACACUACUUUUAUUAAUUUUGUUUCCUCCCAAGCUAUUAAAAUAGCUAGCAGCCAAGAAAUUAAUAAUUCCAUGUAAAAGCAUUAUUCCACUAUUGAGUGGGAUGAUUCAUUCUUUGUCAUCUUUCCAAUGUGUUAACUAUAUAUUCAAGAUAUCCCAUUAUUGCUUUCUCUGAUUAA
Molecule: messenger RNA, 1489 nt
Organism: Carya illinoinensis
Lineage: Eukaryota; Viridiplantae; Streptophyta; Magnoliopsida; Fagales; Juglandaceae
Product: peroxisome biogenesis protein 2-like
Exons: 8
Coding region: 159-1226 (355 amino acids)
Biological process (GO): protein import into peroxisome matrix
Cellular component (GO): peroxisomal membrane
Molecular function (GO): zinc ion binding
Source: RefSeq, a predicted model, not a curated record